AGAUCGGAGUAGGCGAGCGAUGUCAGGCAGCGCUCAUAUGUUCAUGGGAUACCGCAUGCAGGUUAAAGUCUCAGGGGAGUUCAUCCUGCCAGACACAGGGAGGUACUCAGCCUGAGAGCCGCUGCAGAGCCGGCUUGUCCUGCUUGAUCAGUGGCCACAAGACCUGGCAUCACGGUGGACCGAGAGGGGCAGCAGGACAUUCGAAGACACAUCCGGCGCGCUCCGCUGCGGCAAUGAACGUGAUGGCCCCAGACUUCUCGGACCUGGCCGAGCCCGGCGCGUACUGCGAGAUUCCGCAGGAGGAGCACCGCGCCAUGGCCCUGCCGCAGCUCCGCCGCGUGGUGAGCCACGCGGCGCGGCGGUGCGCGGAGGAGGGCUGGACGCGCUUCGGGGAGGCGCUGGAGGCGGAUAAGGUGAACCUCUAUGAGGUGACCAGCUUUGUGAUCAAGCCCUUCACCGAGGUCAAGAGGUGUAGCUACGUGGAGAUGGUGGCUUUCCAGGAGCAGCCCGCGGCCACCUUUGUCAGCCACUGGUGGGGCGAGAGCUGCCGCGACUUCGUGGCCUGCGUGGAGCAGCACGCCCGCGACCACGGGCUGCUGGCGGAUCGGGCGGCCGAUGCCGGUGCCGGGAAUGGUGGCGCAGGCCCGGAGCAUUACUAUUGGGUCUGCGCCUAUGCCAACAACCAGUGGGAGCUGGACAAUGCGGUCACCCGCGACCCCGGGGAGUCCUCCUUCCGCCGUGCCAUGGAUCUCGCAUCCGGGGCCUUGUCUGUGGUGGACGCCAAGGCCGUGGUCUUCUCGCGCAUCUGGUGCUGUUAUGAAGUCUUUGUCGCCCUGGACAAGGUGGACACCAUGAGGACGUGCACGGAGAUCGUCGAGAUCGACAUCCCAGGAGAUGCCUUUGACGAAAUGAACUUCGAUGUGAAACCAGGAACGACAACUGUGCCGCGGGAUUUCCCACCGCUGAUCAGACAGGGAGACAUCGUGAGGCGCUGCAACGGCGCGGAGGUGACGUCGCGGGAGGCGCUGGCGGCGCAGGUGGCCAGCUGCGGGGACUCCGUGCCCCUGGUGCUGGAGCGCUCGCGCAGAUAUGCCUACAGCGUGUACACCUCGGUGCCGCAGCACACGUAUUUGCCCUUAGAGGAGCCUCGAGCAGCUGUGGGCCUUCUGAACGGCUUGGCGCCGACCGACCGGGACGUGUGGCGCAAGUCGGGCCGGGAGUCCUACUUCCCCUUGGACUUGGUGAAAUCCACGCUGGGCAUCCAAUGUGAAGACGCCUCUGCCUCCAAAGAGCUUGACCGCGUGCACAUUCUGAAUGCCAUCUGCGGGUCGGAGGACUUAGAUGCGGCGGUUCCUGAAGCACAUGCCAAGUACCAGGAGCUGAACGAGGUGCUGCGGGGUCGCCUGCUGGCGGCCACCUGGCUGCGGCUCUUGCAGGAGGGCUCCGUGGCCGAGAGAGGACGAGUCACCUUGGAGGAGGAGGGCGCCAUGUUGGCCCGCAUGGCGCCCUAUGGGCUGGCUCUCCGCAGCUCCAGGCUUCAGGUGCUGAACCUGAACUUCGAGAUGAACCUUGUCUUCACUCAUGCCGCCGCGGCGCAUCUGGCGGAGAGUCUGCCAGACACCUUGCGGGUCUUGGACUUGAACCUGCUGGGGGCCCGCUGCGGCGAGGGCGGGCGCCUGCUCUUCGCGGCCACAGCACGAAUGCCGGACUUGGAGGAGCUGAUUUCCACCGGCGAGGUGGAAGGCUGCCUAGCCGAGCUGCUACCCGGCUGCCCCAAGCUCCGCGAAAUUUCCCUGCGCGAAGGCGGCUGCACGGCCGAGACCGCCGAACUCUUCGCCCAAGCCAUCACCGAGAAGAAGUUCCCUGCGCUCCAGGUGCUGCGGUUUCACAUUGCCGGCAGCUGCCCGGAGCCGCAGAGGGAAGUGCUGAGGCGGGCAAUGCUGCAGCAGGAGGGGCGCCUGGUGUACCUGAGCUGACGUCGCUGGCGACACUUAGGGAUGCAGUGAUGUUAUAUCUGUUA
Effrenium voratum is the source of this 2020-nucleotide messenger RNA. Lineage: Eukaryota; Dinophyceae; Suessiales; Symbiodiniaceae. The record is from the annotation of a GenBank genome assembly.